CCUUAUGUGUCUUUGUUGGGAACAGAACAGACUUUCUACUUCAUCACUGGAGACGCGACAGAGCUCAAGGGAGGACACACCAAGAGGAGAAGCGCUACAGGGCCCCGGCGCCGCUGAUGGCCACGAGGACUGGACACCAAAGCCGGAGUGAAACAUUCGGAAAGAGAGGAGAAACUUCCCUGCAAGUGAAGAAGUCCGCUUUGAGAGGAAGGCUAACAGCAGUCAUUCAACCACUGGAUGGACUGGAUCACGAGGAGAAAGGUGUAGUCUUUCACUGACUUUAACUUUCUCUCCAGAAAAGUUAUUCAGACCUGCUUCAUGUUAUUUGAAAUAAAUACUCUUCAAAGGAUUUACAAUACAAGUUAUUAAUUUUUCCCCUUUCUUGAGCUCUUUCCAAAUAAUCACUUGUGAAAUUGAGAUGCUCUUUAAAGAAGGACUUGAAUGGUCCCGACAGAGCUUUUGAUUCAGCAGCCAGGCAUUUAUCUCGCUUCUCCAGCUCUCUCCGAGAGAGCGCCUUAAAGACUUCAUUGAUAUGCCUCCUUUUUUUUGAAACUUUAAAGUUGGAUUAAGAAGAAAAAGCUCUGGGCAGAAGACAAUGAAGGAGUGAAAUCUGGACGAAACAUUUUCCAGUGCAUUAAAGAGGAGAAAUGUUUACAGCGUGUGGAAUAGUCAGUGGCCCGAGCACUUGUUUGAACACCAAUACCAUCCAUCCUCAUGGACUGGGAGUCAACGGACACAUCCAAAUUGGGAACGAGGCACCCUCCGGGACCUGCCCUCUCUACCAGCCUUACACUUAUAGCGGGGCAAGCCAGCCUGCCGUAGUCAGCAACAACAAUAGCACGCCAAAACCGGCGCAGGUGCCAGUCCCGGCGCCCGCACUUAAACUUGGACAGGAGGGCUUCAAGAAAGUCUGCCGGACAGAGGAGGACAGCCCGUGCCCUUUCCCAGGACUGGCCGCCGGGGUGUUGGAGAUGCGCGUGAAGGAAGGGAGCAAGAUCCGAAACUUAAUGGGCUUUGCAAUGGCUCGCAUGCAGGGAGAGAAGGGUGCGAGUGAUGUUGGUGGGCUCAGGCAGGUGGUCUUCACUGGUUCUGGUCGCGCCGUCACAAAAACCAUCACCUGCGCGGAGAUCAUGAAACGGAAAGUCGGCUCCCUGCAUCAGCUGACCAAACUGCAGUUCAAGGUUUUAAAAGAGGUGUGGGAGAGUUCCGAAGGAGCGGCUCCGGAGAUGACGGUGCACAGGACGGUACCCUCCAUCAGCAUCCUUCUGUCCAAAGAUCCCCUGGACCCAAAGGAACCGGGAUACCAGCCUCCUGAGACACUCGGGGCAUUGUGGGAGGACGGAGAGCGAGGCGACUGCACGCAAGGCACGUGCAAGCGACCUCUGGACAACUCUGCGUACACCAUUUCCCCGCACUCUAAAAAGGUGUGUUUGGGUGAUAGAGGCUCAGUGGCGGACCUUCGCUCACUGGCAAAGGAUUGAAUCUGAGGAGUUCAUUCGGCACUGACCUCCACUCAAGCACAACGCCCAGACAAUCAGGACGCCCACUCAGACAGAACAGUGCUUUCUCAAUAGACAUAAGCACUAAUCCAGCUGCCAGAGGUCAUUUUCAACAGGACAGAAACUCUUGCCUGGGCACAAUUUGGAGGAGACAAAGUGUGCUGUGGAACAAACGCUACCAGACCUCAAUAAGAGCCACAUCCUGCUGUAUCCAGAAGAGCAUUAAAGCCAUGACAUGCACAGACCUACUGGCUGCUUUUGACUUAUUGCUCUCGUCCGUGUGCAUAAUUAACUGCAGAGCCACAAAAAAUAAUGAUCCAACAAUCGAUCACAGUAUUUUCUGCUCAUAAUUAAAAAUAAAUCCAUGUUUCGGCCUUUUAAUAAAAGAUGCCCUUUUCAUCACUCUCUCUCUCACAAACACACUGUCAUGGAACUCCGAUUAAAAAGAAAAUCUGUGUGCUGAUUUUCGAU
Molecule: messenger RNA, 1970 nt
Organism: Synchiropus splendidus (mandarinfish)
Lineage: Eukaryota; Metazoa; Chordata; Actinopteri; Syngnathiformes; Callionymidae
Product: ribonuclease P protein subunit p25-like
Exons: 1
Coding region: 648-1481 (277 amino acids)
Biological process (GO): tRNA 5'-leader removal
Cellular component (GO): ribonuclease MRP complex
Molecular function (GO): RNA binding
Source: RefSeq, a predicted model, not a curated record